AAUUUUAUAGUUUCGUGCCGUCAACCGUCAUUGUAAACCGUACUAGUGAGUUUCGUCGUGUAAUCCAUAUAAUGAUCCUUGUUUAAUAAUCUAGAAAAACAAUUCACGUUGACAAACACAAAAUAUAGGAUCAUUUUUGUUGAUGUGAAACAAUUACAUCAGUGAAGUGCGCGAUUUGACCUCAGGACGACGACGAAACCAAGGAAAACGAGUUUCACCUGAAGGAAUAAGAAACUCGAAUAACAAGGUUUUGUGUAGUGUGUGCUUUUCUAAAUUUCCACAGAUUGCAAAAAAAAAGAAACGAAUAAAAUAGAGAUUAAAAAAUUAUUCACAAUCAAAAAAAAAAGUCUUCGAGACACAAGUAGUCGACUGUAGUCUAAACUGCUGAAAUCGAGACGGAAGGAGACACAGAAGGGAGAUCCGGUAAGAGGGUGGGCGACCGAGGAAGCGGGGCCAGCGGCCUCCGGACGAGAAACAGUGAUCACUACACGACUUGUAUAAAGCUUAUAGAGUAGGAAAGAUAGAAAAAGACAGCUGCAUUCAAUGAGAUGAGCCAAGAAGUUUAAACAGUGCCAAGUGUAAACAUUAACGUGUGUGUGCAUGUAUGUGUUUAUUAUUAUUUAAAAGAGAAAAGUUCUUACGUGAAAAAUUAUUCAUUAUUUAAGUGUUCGUGAAAAUAUAAUCCCCCCCUGCUUAGGGAAAACAACUGGUCAAGAAAAAUUAAUUUCAAUUUUCCCAAUAAAAAAAAAAAGUGUGACGAUUAUUUGUGUUGACCUGACAAUAGGUGGUGGACGCCUCUAAGAAGGCGCGGUGUGCAAACCAACGGUACGUGGCGAAACACCACGAAUUCGUGCGAAUCAAGGAAGAGAGAGUUCCUGGUUCUGUUUUGGAAUUUAUUCGACAUGCCUCACUUACACCAAUGACAACCCUGAGGAAAAAAGUGUCAAGGUGCAAGCUGGAAUUUCAAGUCUAGCCGAAAAGCGCAAUGCAUCGGAGAGUGGGACAUAGCAACUAUGAUGGCAAAAUCGCGGGACUUUACGAUCUCGAGGAAACUCUUGGACGAGGUCAUUUCGCCGUUGUCAAGUUGGCUCGACAUGUUUUCACUGGUGAAAAGGUGGCCGUCAAAGUCAUCGACAAAAGUAAACUCGAUGAAGUUUCCAGAGCACAUCUUUUCCAAGAGGUGAGAUGCAUGAAGCUCGUGCAACAUCCGAACGUUGUACGACUUUACGAGGUGAUAGACACACAAACGAAGCUGUACUUGAUUCUCGAGCUUGGCGAUGGCGGGGAUCUCUAUGACUACAUCAUGCGUCAUGAGAGCGGACUCAGUGAAGAAGUUGCGAGAACAUAUUUUCGUCAGAUAGUAAGAGCGAUAUCGUACUGUCAUCGAUUACACGUGGUCCACAGGGACUUAAAACCUGAAAAUGUUGUUUUUUUCGAAAAAGUAGGAACCGUAAAACUCACGGAUUUUGGUUUUAGUAAUCGUUUUUGUCCUGGACAAAAAUUGGAAACAUCUUGUGGUUCGCUCGCUUAUUCGGCGCCUGAAAUUCUAUUGGGCGACAGUUACGAUGCACCUGCCGUUGACAUUUGGUCUCUCGGUGUCAUCCUCUACAUGCUGGUAUGUGGUCAAGCACCAUUUCAGGAGGCGAAUGACAGCGAAACACUGACCAUGAUCAUGGACUGCAAGUAUUCGAUUCCAUCGCAUGUUUCCGAAGGUUGUAAAAAGCUCAUUGCUCGAAUGCUCGUGAGAGAACCGGAAGGACGAGCAACUCUCGAGGAAAUCGCUUCUGAUCCAUGGCUGUCAAUUGGCUCCGAUGCCGAUCCCAUUGAAUCGUUACCGCUUAUUUCCCGUCAGCAAGUCUCCGAGGAGCAUCACAAUUUUAUAAUCACCAAAAUGGUCAAUGGCAAUAUUGCAACCAAAGAAGAAAUUACCGACGCCCUCGACAAGAACGAGUACAACCAUAUAACGGCCACUUAUUUUUUGUUGGCUGAGAGAAAAUUGCGAGCUCAUCGACAGGAACAAGUCCAGAAAACGCGGCCCGAGUUAUUGAACGUUUCUGGGAGCCAUCCCGAUGAUCUUUCGACUGAUGAUUUUAACGUUAAUCAGAAUUCCUUGGGUAACGUGAACCAAUCAUUACUUAGUGUACCUCGCACUCCUGGAGAUUUACCACAGAAUCUUCGCACGCGCAAAUGUAGUAUAGUACAAGAGGAAGACGAUGAGGACGACGUGUCUUCAUGCUCCGGUAGGGACGACCACGGAAGUAAUUCCACGCUGAAUUCGUUCAAUCGACGAGGAUCGCGUUCAGAGGGUAAACUUUCGCACAUAUUACAAGAGAGGUUGGCCCAGCUUCCUGAAAAGCACACUGCUCUCAAGACUGUUCAUCACGCUCACGAGACUUCGGCAUUCCGUGACGAAAGUAUUAAGUCAAAUAAAACUAAGGACAAAACAUCAGCGUUAGAUAAAAAAAUUCAUCUAGAUAGAAGUGUAAUCAGCAAUAAAAAUGUAGAAAAGUCGCCUUUGAUGAUAAAGAGUAAUCAAGUACCAAAUGUGAGUCCAAAAAAUAAGAUGAACACUGCAUUGAGUACUAAUGUCGAUAAUUCAAUGAAACGAACAAUCGAAGCACAAGAAACAAGGCCAAAAUCAAUGAACGAUAAUCCAGCGCCGCCACAAAACAAAUGGAAAAUGGGAUCUCAACAUCGGGCAUUUCUCUCGCAAGAUGAAUCGAAUUUACAAAAAUCCGAUAAUAUAAAUCAGGAGACAAUGACCACGAUACUCACUGAGUCAUCGACAGUACCCUCACCACUUCGCACCAUAACUUCAAUAGCCGAUAAUCAAGUUCUCUCACCAAAAUACAAAACAAUGCCUUCUCCAAUGAAUACGAAAAUCAAUACCAAAAGUAAUAGCCAAUCGCAAAUUACGCUCAAGGAAAUACUCGAGGACGGUGACGCUGUCACGACAACAGGAACAACUAAUUUAGAUAGUAGCUCCUCGAAAUCGCGUGUUGUCAGAAAAACGGGCUACGAACAAAGGAGGAGUAAAUUUCACAAGACAAGAACAACUUCGUGUUCGAGUUCAGAUGCAAGUGACGAUGACAGUGAGAGCAGGAAGAAACGUGCGCAGAAAUUGAGUGGCUCUGGAAAGCCAUUACCGCCUAGGCGCGAUAGUCACGAUGAUUCGAGUGAUUCUCAAGAUCCGGGUGGAAGUGGAGGAAGUGGUGGUGGUGGAGGCGGCGGUGGCGGUGGUUUGGGAAAUGGAGAACGUACACGUGAAACACCAUCCACGGAACCGACUGGCAAUGAUAAUAACGGUGGGAGGGGAAAUACAACGACGACGACGACGACAACUUCGACAACAAGUGGAACGCAUCGUUGCUCGGAAAAUCAGGGAACUGUCUUUGGCCGGAGGCAUCGAGCUGGUCGGCGAAGAGCCGGUGAGACACGACUGCGGGAAAGUCAAUCACUCAAUCGUAUCACGGAAGUUCAGGAAGCCGAGGGUCCUUAUCAAAAUCACAGUCACUCACACACUCCAAGGAAUGUUGCAUUCACGCAAAAUGUUGUCACCACUCCUCCACGUAUCGUGACAAUGUCGCCGCCGACAAUUCCACAGACAGUCACCACUGUUCAGAAGGCAAAAUACUUUGGUGCGAGACUCUUGCAGGGCUGGUCUUUGGGGAAUAAUAAAUCGUCCUCGGAAAAAAUGACAGGAAUUUCAGUUAACAAAAGUGAGAAACAUCAGGAGAAACGAGAGACAACUGCAAAAGAGGAAGUUGAUUGCAAUAAAGAGAAACGCUACGAGCGAAACGGAAACGUUCCACAGUUGCCCAUUGAUCGUGGAACAUCGAUGAACAAACCAGAUUGCAAAAGUAAACGAAUGAAACUACUCAGUCGUUAUUUUGCAGUGCACAAAAAGCUCUGCGUCCCACUACCAGGACUAUUCAAUAAAGGAAGACUCUACAAAGCCAGAUCAUGCGGUAGCAUUACACGUGACAAGGUAAAUCCACCAUCGCCAAAAUCGAUGCUUCUUUGUACAACAGUUGACGAUAAAUGGAAGGAGCAACAAAGACAAUGGUUCGAAGCCAGAAAUCAACAUCGUGGCAGCGAUGGUGACAUUAAUCAGAAUUUAGGACUCUCACAACUCGUACAAGAUAGAAUUGUCGGUAAAAGUUGUGCAGGAAUUCCCACCGUAUGUCACAUUCAUUUAAGUGAUGCUUCCAAGUGCUGUAGUCUCUGUUAGUCAGCAAAAAAAAAUUAAUUUUCACUUGCCAUAGAGACUGUUUGUUAAAAAAAAAGAAACCUUCGUCAAGAAAAAGUGAAAAUUCUCCUAUAUAAUAGUUUUCAAUCGUAUAUAUAUAAAUUCGCUCCAUGACAUGGAAAGGAUAGCGAAAAAAAAUUAUUAAGCCUCGAAUUUAAUUUAGGGUUAAAAAACGGUUAAACGAUUCGUUUAAACUUAGACGAUCGGAACAAUUGACUGAAUCAUUUUACAUUUCUUUUUGGAAAUUUUUUCUAUUUUUUCUUUUUUUUCGAAUUGAAGAGCGAUCUUUUUUUGAUUGCUUAUUUUUUCUUCUCUUUUUCUAUUACACUGGACACAAACUACAGAGUUUUUUCUGGCAUUAUUAUGAUAGUAUUUAUAAACUAUUAUGUCAGACAUACGUUGAUUUAUUUAUUUCUUCGUAAUAGUCGAAGGAAAAAUGGUAAUAUGCUUGUUUCGGUGUACCGUUUGUCACGAUCGCUCCGUGGGAGAUGUAUCUAGUCCGUGUGAACAAACCUGUAUUAAAUGUUGCAGAGUUUAUUAUUAUUAUUAUUAUUAAUUAUUAAUAAUAUGAUUAAUUAGAUGCAGAAGUAGGAAUAUAUUAUAUAUAUUAUUUUAUUAUAUUUUUUUUAUUAUCUACACGUCAAGAAGAUAUUAUCAAGUCCAUUGUUUCGUGAGAAAAAAAUUCACUGUUAAAAAAAGAAAAUACUUUUUCAGUUUUCUUUUUUUUUUCUUUUCCAAAAAAAAAAUUAUUAUACAAGAUCUCAAUUUUUAAAAACUAUUGGCAAAAUUUUGUUUUUAGUUUUUAUUUUACUUCCCGUUCGUAGGAAAAAGAAUCGUCCACAACAUUUUUCACGCUUCAAAUCCCCGUGCCUUGAAAUAUUCCUCUUGCUCUUAUCUUUUUUUUCAAAAACGGCGAUGACACCCUGAAAGGACAUAUAAUGUAAAUGUGUCAAAAACCGUCUAAUUUUCUCAACAAAAAAAAAAAUGUCUUUGCUCGAAAAUCCAAAAAGAAAAUAAGAAAAAAAAAUCCUGCAAGUGCAAGUCUUGAAAAAAGUAGUUGUAAAAAUAAUUAAGAAAAAAAAAAGAUUGUACGCCGGCCAAGGGAAAAGAAAUAAUAUUUAACAAUUAAAAGAAAGAGAAAGCACGCUGGUGCGCGCAUAACGACAAAAAGAGAAUUAGCAAUUAUAUCGUAUUUGAUAAUUAUGAUAACUGUUCACAUUUGCUCGGUAAAUCUUCACUGGUGACGAGUACUUUUCCCGUUUAUAGUCUAUUAUUAUUAUCAAACUUACAAAAAUGACUGAAGAUAUAUUUAUUAAUUAUUGAUAUUUGUAAUUUAUACGACUCGAGUUAAAUGAACGAUAUAUUUGAAUCUCAAGAGAAUUUUUUUAUCUAUUUUUAAACACACUUUUCUUUCUCAUUAAAUUCUCAAUUGCAAUGAAAUUGAAUUUAAAGAGUAAUUAAAAUUCUUUUUAAAUACUGAAGAUAAUUUAAUAAUAGUUUAAUAAUAAUUAAAUAAUUUAAUAAUAAUUAUUUAAUUUAAUUAUUUAAUUUAAUUAUUUAAUUAUCUAAUCGAAUUAUUAAAUUAUCGAGAAAUUUGUUGAUAUUUUUCGCUCAUUAUUAUCGAAGCGAUUUUGUUGUUUCUGUAAACCACCAGUGGAGGUUUAAUCCUCAUGAAAAAAAAUAAACUAAUGCCAUCAUCGUUGUUACCUGAUAAAAAUAUAAUUUUCUUCAUUUUUCGUUAUUGUACAUCUCUCCUGAGAAAAUUUAAAAAAAUAUAUUUGUAGAAUAUUUAA
Messenger RNA from Leptopilina heterotoma, 6042 nucleotides. RefSeq names its product SNF-related serine/threonine-protein kinase (gene Snrk). The record is from RefSeq and is a predicted model, not a curated record. The transcript has 9 exons. NCBI's taxonomy places the organism in Eukaryota, Metazoa, Arthropoda, Insecta, Hymenoptera, Figitidae. The coding region runs from base 986 to 4231 and encodes 1081 amino acids. Gene Ontology annotation, cellular component: cytoplasm. Gene Ontology annotation, molecular function: protein serine/threonine kinase activity; tau-protein kinase activity; ATP binding. Gene Ontology annotation, biological process: microtubule cytoskeleton organization; intracellular signal transduction; protein phosphorylation.